This is a messenger RNA of Rhipicephalus sanguineus (brown dog tick), 2044 nucleotides long. RefSeq lists its product as uncharacterized. Gene Ontology annotation, biological process: symbiont-mediated perturbation of host defenses. Bases 85 to 738 code for a protein of 217 amino acids. Gene Ontology annotation, molecular function: amine binding. The transcript is spliced from 5 exons. The record is from RefSeq and is a predicted model, not a curated record. NCBI's taxonomy places the organism in Eukaryota, Metazoa, Arthropoda, Arachnida, Ixodida, Ixodidae.
GCUGAGCUUUAUUUUUCUUUUGGACAAAAAGGCUUGUUUCUGCUGAGAAAACACAUUCACUCACCUGGCUACCCAACAGCAACCAUGCUGCUCAUCCUGCUCAGCCUUGCUCUUCCUGAGUGCAUGCUAGGUGCCGGAGUUUCUCAUCCUGGUGGAAAUGGUAAUAACGUUCAGCGCCCAGACUACGGAUUUUAUCUCCCGUACGAAGAGAAUCCUCGGAAUUUCCACGAACAGCUCCUGAGAGACCUUACAGAUAUUAAUGAGCCGAUUUUCAUUAAAAUGAGAAACUAUGAGACAAGCACACCAUACCGCUGCCACUACGCCCAGAAGGUUGGACAGCUGUACGACGGUUCUUUCUGGUACAAUCUUAAUAUACGAGCACCUACAAGAGCUGGAUAUCAGCACUUGACGUUUCCAAACAUUGCGGUUCCCUUGAGGACUGGGCAGCACCUAUACCCCAAUGCCUUGUGGUACAGGUUUACCCCAGUACACCCUGCAGCACUUCGCAAGAUUUUGACCAUCAACCGACGUCUCGGCUGUGCCGUCUUGGUUGAACAGCUCAGAGGUGGUAGGAGAGGUUGCCAGCUGGUGCAGACAAGCAGCACAGUCGACAAUCCAGUUCCACCACAAUGCCAACGGGCAUACGACGAGAACUGCAAAGGAAAUAGCAUUACGCUUUAUGAGCCAAGCUGCAAGGCUUCGCAAGCUUACUUUCCACAGCACGGCACGAAAUCAUAAGUGCCGGCUACUCAUGUGCCAGGCGAGCUGAUCAGCAGCACUUAAUGCUCCACUAUGGGUGACUUCUACAAGUACUCAUUAAAAUUCUACACGCGGUGGAUAUGCCACGGAUGGUUUUCGGUAACAAAAUUCUUCCCAAGCUCAUUAACAACUACAAACGAUUUAAAUCACUCACGAACUCGUUUCACUGCAACUCUGUCGUUUGCAUAGAUACUCCUUCGGCAGGCGAAUGAUCAAUUGUUUGAUGGUCGAUGAAACAAACGUUUCAGUCAUCAGAAAAUAUCAAUAAAAUCAAAUGAGCCUAAAUAUGGUAAGAGCGGGUCAGUGCUCCAGUUCUAGCGCCCGAGUCGGUAACCAUUGCGAAACUUUAAUCACUGAGACGUUAAAUAUUAAGACAAAGAUGAUUCAAAGCAGCGCUUACAGGAGGUUAGCGGAGCUGGAUUUAAGGCUUAACGUUCAUGGUAGACACACAUAUCCCUCCUGGCGUUUUAAAGGUGAGGCAAAGCAGGAAUAUAUCAAAAGUUGUUUGUAUUUAUUGAUUUAGUCAAUUCUGCCGACUUCUAUGCGAAGUCGUAGGCAGGCGUGGUUUAUAGAUACAUUUGACAAUAUGUUUUCCAAUGCAAGAAAACAACAAAAGAGGCUUACAACAAAAACGAGCUCUUUAACGCUAUCGCGUCAAAACAGUGCGUCGGGGGAAAAUAAAGAAGAAUAGGAAUUUGCAACAUGGAAAACAUACCAGUCAAUGCACCGUUUAUUAGUUCUUUUUGUCAUUUUUUAACUAAAAGUGCAGAAUGGGCGAGUUUUAUUAAAGAAUAGGCGGGAAGAACAAAUACAUCAAUACAAUGAGCAGAAUGUGCACAAAUAUACAAACGAACUAGCGCUGAUCAUAACAGAAACAUACAAUUCGGGCACACACAGUAGAGAUUACAUGCAAUGUCUUUAAAAAAACGUUCAAGGGAUGGUUGGCAGAUAGGCUAUCGCAAUCAGGAAUGAAGAAACAGUUGUGGAUGACACAGCUUCAUCGGGCAGGACACUUCAACUACGUGCUGUUCGGAGAAAGAAUUUUUGGAAAGCAGUGGUUUUGCAUGAGAAUUCUUAGACUUUCUUGUGAUGAUGUGACCGUGUUAUUCGUGAUUUCAAAGGUUCAAUAUAUUUGCCUGUAUCGAUUUCUAGGUGACCGUGAUAGAUCUGAUAGAAUUGCUCAAGUCUUUCACAGGCGCGCCUGCGUUCUGAAGGUUCCAAGUUCGAACUUUCAAGGAGGUUUGAAGGGGAUGUGUUUCUACUGUAAGCGUUGUAAAUAAACAUC